GAACGAGUCAAAAAUCUCGGCGAACAUGUUUCGCAUAGUGUGAUGAGCUGUGUCUGGUGUCGGUGUCGGUAGUUCUGGUGACGUGCGGUCGUUCCUUCUCCUCCGCGAAUUUUACUGCCUACGGGAAUGAAGAGAAAUGUUUGCUGGUUGUUUUUACUCCUGACAAUUGUUGCUACGAUACCAGUGUUUCUACUCUAUCGACAAAUUGCACAUGAAGUGACGCAGGAACAGCUGUUUGCCCUAUAUCAUGACCAGCUGGUUCCAAAUGGAGGAAAUCGGAAUGACACUCAGUCACUGCAUUGUAUGCAAUUUCCUGGGAACAUGACGCUGUAUCCUGAUUGUCUCGAAAAAAUGCAGUGGAUAAGAAAUGGUUGGAAAUCACAUCAAUGCUAUGCUUCCUUGGGAGUUGAUGGGUCAGUAUGUUCAUUUCGACGUUAUCUAUCACUUGUUGAAAACCACUGUCCGCCUAUGGAUAUCGACGUAGGCCGUACUACUACACCACACUAUGCUCAGACUAACACAGACUUGGAACACCUCUUGAAAGUUGUAAUGCCAUCAAACUAUUACAUGAAACAUCGCCUCGAACAAUACUGGUCUAGCUGGGAGAAGGCUAUGCAAAAAGCGUCAGCCAAGUAUCCCAAUUCGAUGUCGAGUAGGAGCAAAAUGAAUAUACUGAUCCACUUGGGGGUUCUGACUGCUAAAAACAUACACAUUGGUGAGAAAUCUAGCAGUGGAGGCCCUCUCGGUGAGCUGCUACAGUGGUCUGACCUCAUCGCAUGUUUGUUCCUAUUGGGCCAUAAUCUGUAUAUAUCUACUGACAGUGCAACCUUGUUGAGACAUGUCGACCGAUUUCCCAUCGACACACCAUGUCCUCCACAGGACAGCCGGCUGCGAUUAGAUCUUAUUAUCACGGAUAUUAUUGGACUAACUUCAUUCAAAAAGCGAAGGAAUUUUCUAGUGCAUCAUAAAUGUCGACUGCGAUUGGUUGACAGUUUUGGUACGCAAGUUGAAUUUAAUUAUAAAUCGUAUUUCAAUGCUCAUCAACUAGAGUUUUCUAUGAAAGGAACAAAGCAAAAAAAUCCAUGGGGAGGGCACGGCCUUCAGCUUCUUCAACACUGGACAUUCUUUCCACACACUCCUGACAAUGGAUUUCUUGGCUUUGCUAUCCAUGACUCCGAUGUUGCACCUCUAUUCAAACGUGGCUCACGUGGUCCUACCUCAUUAGUGUAUGGAAAAGAGAAAUACAUGUGGAAUAAAGCGGAUACGCUAAUCGAAGUGCUCAAAUCCCUCACAGAGGUUCAUGCAACUGUUGCUGAUGUGAAUGGUACAGAGUCUUCAAUGUUCAGUAAUAUAAUCAAUCAUGGUUUUUUGAAUUUUACUGGCAUAACAUCCCUUUUACGAUCGGUGGACAUAUUUGUUGGCCUUGGAUUUCCUUUCGAAGGCCCCGCUCCGUUAGAAGCGAUCGCAAAUGGAGCUGUAUUCAUAAAUCCGAAAUUCGAUCCUCCAAAGUCUCGACUGAAUACAGAAUUCUUCCGAGAUAAGCCAACGUUAAGGGAGUUUACCAGCCAGUUGCCGUACAUUGAACGAUUAGGCAAGCCUUACGUGUACACAGUCGACGUCAACGAUACAAAAGCUUUAGCAGAAGCGAUAAGAAGUGCAGUAAAGGAAAAACCACGACCUUUUCUGCCCGAAGAGUUUACGCCGGAAGGGAUGUUGAUCAGAGUAAACAUGUUGUUAUCACGAGAUCUAUGCUCAAAGACGUCAUUCUGGCCACCGAGCACAUCAUUACAGCCGAAAGUGAGCGCUCAAGAAGAAUCAUGCGAAAAAGCAUGCGAAUCAGCUGGACUGAUUUGCGAGCCGUCUUUUUUCCCGCUCAUAAACUUCGCAGCUGCGUUACAAAGUUUCUUCGGCUGCAGCACUAGCAAAAUCGACAACUCAUCAGCACCACAUGCUCCAUACAACUGCACCAUACAAAGCAGCACACUUAUGUUCAGUUGUGCUUCACGACCACCACAAGGAAGCCAUAUAGUGCGAUUGUGCCCAUGUAGAGAUUAUCUGCCCGGGCAAAUGGCACUAUGUAAACAGUGUGUUUCAUGAUUAUCAAAUCAUAUCAGUUUGACGCUAUGCGUUUUGGGAAUUUAAUCUUCUUUUUUUCUUCUUUGCUCAGCUUUUCCAAUACUUUCCUUGCAAUAGCUAGUACACACAUCUCUCAUUCACUUCAUCUAUCCUACUUAAAAUCUGCUUUACAUAGAUUUCACAAAUUCUGUCCCUUUAAUUAUAUUAUAGAUGUACAGUAAUUCGCUUCGUACCUCCUUCACUUAUAAUGUUGUGUCCAGCCAAAUUUGGGUACAUGGUAUUUCCAUGUGUGGAAAUGCGAUUGGGAAGUCCUAGGCAAGCCGUGGCCCAGUCGGCAGUUUUUAUGAUCCAUUUGGUAGAGAAUUUUACUCGAAACUCUCACCCAG
Messenger RNA from Cylicocyclus nassatus, 2462 nucleotides. The record is from the annotation of a GenBank genome assembly. NCBI's taxonomy places the organism in Eukaryota, Metazoa, Nematoda, Chromadorea, Rhabditida, Strongylidae.